UGGUGCCUUGUUUUUAUAUAUACACUCAAGAAGAGCCAUCCUCAAAGAAUCUUACUUCUUUAUGUUCAAAAUACUCAUCACUUUCCAUUGCAAAAGAAGGAAAUAAUGACAAGGAUCAUGUACAAGAUGAAACUUGGGCAGAGGAAGCAUAUGAAUAUGAUAAAGCUUUGACUGCUGACAGGACAUACCUUAAGUUCAAGAAACGGUUGGAUGCAUAUCCAGAACAAUGUUUCAGAUAUUCAUAUGGCGGAAAGCCACUCCUGGCUUCAUCAGCUGAAGGAGACCCUGGGAAAUGCAGGCUGUGUGGUGGAUCAAGGCAGUAUGAAAUGCAGCUAAUGCCUCCGGUAUUAUACUUUGUACAAGAAGCAGCUGAUGAUUGUCAGAGACCAUCAUUGGAGAACUGGAAUUGGAUGACACUUAUGGUAUAUACUUGUUCCAAGAGCUGUUCUCAACAUGAUGAAGGAAAGUCCAGGAAGGGGAACUGGCUUGCGACAGAGGAAGCUGUUGUGGUGCAAGUAGAGAAAUCUUUUCAUGGGUUAGCCGAACGUGGCUAUUUGUCAUAAUCGGUGCAGUUUCUUCUAGGAAAGAAGGAAAGAACAGUACAUUCUAUAUGCCAGUGAACAUUGUAGCUCUUCAAAGUUAGUAUACAUAUAACAGGGCGUAAGAGGCUUUGUUUCCUGGUUAUUGAUGGUAGUUUCUCUGUAGAAUUGACAGAGUACGAGUUCUGGUUGUUGUGGUAACGUUUGAAGAAUUUUUAAAUUGUA
Prunus mume (Japanese apricot) is the source of this 764-nucleotide messenger RNA. Lineage: Eukaryota; Viridiplantae; Streptophyta; Magnoliopsida; Rosales; Rosaceae. The record is from RefSeq and is a predicted model, not a curated record.